Messenger RNA from Dunckerocampus dactyliophorus (ringed pipefish), 3626 nucleotides. It is a transcript of the gene acp1, whose product is annotated as acid phosphatase 1. The coding region runs from base 168 to 557 and encodes 129 amino acids. Gene Ontology annotation, cellular component: cytoplasm. The transcript is spliced from 6 exons. Lineage: Eukaryota; Metazoa; Chordata; Actinopteri; Syngnathiformes; Syngnathidae. Gene Ontology annotation, biological process: protein dephosphorylation. Gene Ontology annotation, molecular function: non-membrane spanning protein tyrosine phosphatase activity; acid phosphatase activity. The record is from RefSeq and is a predicted model, not a curated record.
ACAGUAGUAGACCGUGGACACAUUUAUUAGUAUUUAAUUAAAUAUUUUUUACGUUGUGUGGUUUCUAGUGGACACAAACGUGCUAACUAAAACGUAGGAGUCGUGAACUGACGAAAUGCUCAGGGAACAUUUGCAGAUCCCCCAUUGCAGAGGCCGUCUUCAGGAAGAUGGCAACUGAUGCAGGUGUCGGCGACAAGUGGCUCAUAGACAGUGGCGCCACAUCCGACUGGAAUAUAGGCUGCUCGCCAGAUGGCCGUGGGCUGGCCUGCCUAAAAGGGCAUGGCAUUGAGACCAGUCAUAGGGCUCGACAGGUGACCAAGGACGAUUUCAUGAACUUUGAAUUCAUUCUCUGCAUGGACGAGAGCAACUUGAGCGACUUGAAACGGAAAGCAAACUUGGUGAAAAAUCACAAAGCUAAAAUUGAACUCCUUGGUUCAUAUGACCCGCAAAAGCAGCUGAUCAUCAAAGAUCCAUAUUAUGGAAGUGAUGCAGACUUUGAAAAGGUGUACGAGCAGUGCCAACGAUGCUGCAAAACAUUUCUGGAGGUGAACUCCUAAUGUUGUAAUAAUUGGCUGUCACGGUCACGUGCUUUGGCCAUGUCACACAAACACGCCAUCACCGUAACUCUGUAACUAACUGUGGUCAGUGUCACGAAUGGACCACCACCACACUUUUUUUUGUUGUUGUUGUCGAACUUCAUACCGCAUUGUUUACUAGAGGAGCAAUCCACGUGUUGAAAUAAAACAAUACAACUCACUCAGGUCAUCUCUGUUUUUGUGGAAGCAGUGAAUGAGUCCAGUACAUUUAUUCAACCCUGAGGUCAACGUCAGUGUUUGUUUACUUUUCGCAACUUGAUUCAAACACGAUAAUUACUGGAGGAGGGGGGGCAUUUUCUGAUUAUUCAGCUCUGUCACAUCAAUUAUCCAUCCAUCCAUCAAUCAAUCAAACAAUCAGCUAGUGUUUAGAGUCUAUAGCACAAACUUAGCAGUCUUGCCUAGUCCAUUUACUAAGAACUACAGUAAUCCCUUGUUUAUCGCGGUUAAUUGUUUCCAGACUAUUCCACGAUUAAGUGAAUUUCCACAAAGUAGGAUUCCUUCAUCUUGAAUAUUUUUGUACUUACGGUAUAGAAAACCUGAAAAAUGUAUUGAAUAAAUAAGAUGUUUGAGAAGUUAACACUAAAAAAUGUCUUCAGUUUGCGUCGUCACUUGUCUUUGAAGGGUGAUGGUGGUUCCUGCAGCCAAACCAGUUGUGAACCACUGGUCUAAAGAAGUGGAGAAGGAAGGAUGGGUCACUGAAAGCAGCAUAAUGCGUUAUGCUUCGUCAUUGUUAUACACUUGUAAAAAGAAGUAUGCCAUUUGUUUGCUCACAUGUGGUGACAGAGUACAAAGGGCCUGCUAGACAUUUGCUGUUUUUAUUUUUGUUUCUUUAACCACAAUGUACUGAGCAGCCAGCAGCAAGAUGUGUGUCGCAUUUGCGGUUCUAUGAUUAUUAAUCACACUUUUCUACUUUGAUAUUAAUAGUACCAUUUAAAAAAAAAAAAAAAAAAAAGGCUGUAUGUUUGACAUACGACCUUGACUUCAGUUCACAGUUCUCUAAAGAUCUUAGAAGUAUGCAUGGGUGGGAAAAAUACAUAACCCCUUGUUUCAAUGCUUUUCCUAUCAGUCGUCGUCGGAAGAUGAUUGUGUCGCUUAUGUUAAAACAAAACAAAAAAAAAAAAAAACAUACAGUGACAUUCCUUGGUCUUACCACAACUUAAUUGUCUUGAUGAUCCAUCCCAGAUGCAUCCGAGCCCAACUCAGUGGCGGAGCCAGAAAUAUUUCUUUGGGGUGGCCAAGGUGAGACCAUUACUCAGAUAGGGGUCGCAAUAAGUUGAUACCUGACUAGCCACGGCCACCCCACUGGCCACCCUGUAGCUCUUCCACUGCUUUUGGACCGUCUAUUAGAGCAAUUAAUAGCUGAGCAGUGUGCCCGAGGACAUGUUUUCAAUGCAUAGUUUCUGGAUUCUGCUCACCAUCAUGGCAGCCAAACCCGCGCAAGAUCAGCACUCUAGUUUUAACUCUAGACUCUGUGGUUUACAUGCUCGCUCAUGCUGCUACAGAGAGCUUCCGGAACGGACCAAAGUAAUCAUGGAAAACUAACCUACCGCUUGCAGUUCAUGCAAGACGCGGUUUUGACAGAUCCUCCACAAAAUAGGCAGCUCUCUUCUGCUCUCCCACGGAAAGUUGUGUGCUGCAGUGAAAUGCAUCCGAGCAGAAAUGGCGGUUAGGCUAAACUAAUGUUCUGCACCACAGAGCCGCGUUUGUCAAAAUUGUGGGGUGGCCGUAACCACCCUUAGGCACUCUCAGGCCACCCCAGUAGCUCCGCCACUGGCCCAAUUAGGUUGCAGUACUUCUAGGUACAGUUAACGCAAGGCUUCCUGUUGAGAGUGCGUUUUUGCGAGAACAGGCACAUCCAAUCUGUAUUGUAUUGUGCGUCUUUGUCCAGUUAUCUUUUUUUUAUUGAUUAAAUUGUCUUAAGUCAUAUUAACCUUAAUUCAUUUCGUCCUUAAAAGUCCUUUAUGAAAAAUGCUGCAAGGGCUGCAAAUCAUUAGACAAGGGUGUAGCCAAAGUUUACAACAACCAACUGGUCGCUGGAGGGCUGCCAGUUUUAUAUCAGGGCGGCGUCCAUCUCUGCUCUUCACUACUGAUGAUAGUGAAGAUUGAUUUAAUUAAUUUUUCAAGUAAAUGUAAAAUACCAAAUAUUUUGACUGGGAGAGUGUUCGGGGGCAGGUCAAAGAUUAGAGGUUAUUAGAGAUGCUAGAAAAAUAACAUUCAAGGAGUUAUUUCAAAUAACUCAAAAGAUGUGGGGUUUUUUUCUAUGAAAGAGUAAAAAUGAAUACAGUAAUGUAAAAAUUGUAAGAAAGGGGUCGUAAUGCUGCUAGAAUAAGUCAUUACGUUACGAGAAAGUGUUGCUUUUACAUUUUAUAGGAGUUAAUUUCUUACUUGUGUGUAACAGCUAAGAAUGUUGGAAAAUGAGACAGCAUUUAUUACGCCCUCAUUCAUCAAUAAGCUAAAGAAAUUGGUUUUAUUUACUACAGUGAUGUGCGGUGAGGUUUACAGUAUGUCUUAGGGUGAUUUUUUUGUGGUAAUACAGGUUGCUCAAGAGCAUAACAAGAAAAAGAUGAGAAUCGUUCACUUUUGUUGAACAUUUUGUUUUCAGAUACUUUGUAGUCCCAUUUAUUUGUUUUAUUAGCUGAAAAACGUGUGGUUUUACCUUUUGUAUAUGAAGUACAUGCACCCUACCCUUCUCUUGGAAGAGCUGUGAUGUUUUUUGUAAGUCUGCUCACCUUCUGGUGAGCUUAUAUAAUCCAUAUAAUAUAUAUGUAAUCUUAGCAGUCGAAUUCAUUCAGCUCAACAUAAAAAUAUCUUUAAUGCAUUUGACUAGCUGCUCUCCAGCUGGUGCUGCUGCUGUCCAAAAAAAAGAUUGCUUCUGCUCUGUAUGGAAGAAUGGCUGUGACAAGCACCUUCCAACUCACGUAUGCCCUCACCUCUUCAGGAUGAGAAGAGUACUGUAAGCGCCGUCCAUAUGACGUUUCUCUGUAUUUCAUUGUCCGAUUAGCAAGAAUGAUGAAUGUCACGCUUACAUUA